Penicillium antarcticum is the source of this 2022-nucleotide messenger RNA. RefSeq names its product fungal specific transcription factor domain-containing protein. NCBI's taxonomy places the organism in Eukaryota, Fungi, Ascomycota, Eurotiomycetes, Eurotiales, Aspergillaceae. Gene Ontology annotation, molecular function: zinc ion binding; DNA binding. The record is from RefSeq and is a predicted model, not a curated record. Bases 1 to 2022 code for a protein of 673 amino acids. The transcript is spliced from 3 exons. Gene Ontology annotation, biological process: DNA-templated transcription.
AUGAUGGAACUGAAAUUUUUAAUUAGCCAUGGCGGAGGAAAUGUCAAAAGAGGCCAGGCGAGACGAGCAUGUAACUCCUGUCGUCGGAAAAAGGUCAGCUGCAGAUAUAAACGAUGCUACCACAAUGGAGAGGCGAACAUGAAAGAGGUUCUACCUGACCUGCGUCCUAUUCCCACUUUUAUCUCUACUCCCUCUAACACACCUUGGUCCUCGAGGGGGGACUCAGUGACCCGAGGUAGAUCCGCUUCUCCAGCCAGAGGGCAAGGAAGGGACCCCACACUUCAAAAAUCCUGGGAUCGUGAGACCGUUAGCUCAACCAUCACCCAACCAAGUCAGACUACAGAAAAUGAGCCUGAUUCGCGUCAAUUUGCUUGCGACUCAAACCCAAUGGCGACGUUCAUGGGGAAAGAUGGAUCGCGGUUACAAAACGGCCAGUGCCAAAGGGGCGAUGUAGGAGCAUGGUUGUGCCCAGAGGAAAACUACCUUGAUCCUUGGGAAAGCCGUAGCCGGCUACAAUCAUCACGAAAGCCACAUUCACAGCCAGCAGAUGUCAACGCAUAUCAGCUGCCACCAAAAAAGAGCCAAGAAGUUCUAAUAGACGUCUAUUUCCGCCGAAUACAUCCCCUACUGCCUCUUCUCGAUGAACAGACAGUGCGAGCCAAUUUUCAAGCACAGUGUUUGCAUAUCAGGCUCCUCCAAACAAUAUGCCUUGUCGCAGCUAAAGACAAGACCAUGGAACCCUUUCUAUACCUCGACCAAAGCUCGGAAUUGCUCCAACUGGAGAGGUUCAGCAGUAUACUCUAUACCGACAUCAUGCAAAACAUACCGAGGACGCCCAGGAAGAAGAUAAUCUACAUUCAAAUCCUGGCCCUUUUGUCGCUCCAGGAAUGGGGACCUACUGGAUCCGAGGAUCGUUCUUUGAACUUGGCUCAGGCUAUCCACCAUGCACAUACCAUUGGGCUGCACUUGAUGAGAAUAGAUCAGCAGCCUACUGCUUCACUAAAAGCUCUAUUUUGGUGUUUGUGGAGUCUGGAUAAAUGGAACGCUGCGAUGAAUGGAAGACCGAUUAUGAUUCAUGACCGCGACAUGAACCAGGGGGUAGAUGGCGUUAUCUCAUCGUUCCCAGCCUCAUUCCGGCUCUGGCUUCUCAUCGCCGAGAAGUUGGGAAGGGUGAUUCUAUUUUAUCGGCCGAUCGUUGAUGGUGCCGAUCAUGAGGAACUUGAUCUUCCCUCCUACGAGGAACUUGUUGAGAACUGCGAUGCGUGGGACCUACCAUCAGAUUUACUAGAUUCAAACGAGCUACUUUAUCACGCAGUUACUAUUCUCUCCACACAUUCCAAUGGCCUUCAAGGGCGUUCACGGCCAAGAACUUCCUGUAUUCGACAAACCCAUUCAACCUUCUCCAUUGCAUCCCUGAUACGAAAGAGGGAUAUUCGAAUUCUACCGCCGAUGCCAAUGCUCGGUUACACUAUAUCCCUCGCAUUCUCGGUAACCUACAAACAGCUAAGAGAAAGCCAACUAGCCAGUACCCGCCACACAGCUAUUGAGCAAAUGCGCCAAUUUCAUCAAUGUAUUGAGCAGUCUUUCUCUGCAUGGUGGUCUACUGCUGUGAUGGCCAGACUAGGAAAUCGUGUGCUGGACAGCAUCCAGCCCUCCGUAGAGCUUCAAGGUUCUACAGCCCCAGUGAAUGAUACUCUCCGACCGAAAUCUCGACAGGAAGUGGGACGUUGGCGUUCACAGAAUCUUGAGCAUAUUGAAAUUUUGGGGUCACACCCCAGCGUUGAGUGUAUGCAAGGGUUGGGGCGGGCAGAGGCUAGAAUAGAGAGGGUCGACCCUCUCGGAUUUCAACCACGAUCAGAUGACUUGUCUGAUUUGGACAUAUCAGUCGCAAAUCCAUUUCUGGGAGCUCCUGGCAUCGAGGAUUAUGACAUUUUUUUCAAAAAUUUCCCUGAUGUCAACUUCCCCAGCGGCAAUGAUCAACUAUUAAUGGAAGUGGAAAUGUCGGAGUUCGAGUUUGAGUAA